AAAUAAAUUGGCAUUCAUUGAAUCAGAGAACUCAGAACACCAAGUGAGAAACAAAUCGAAAGUGGUUUUCAGAUUAUUAUUCUUAUUAUUAUGGGCAUCGAAUCGCCGUUUAAGCGAGACAUAUUGAAGGGAAAGGUUGCGCUUAUAACAGGUGGAGCUUCUGGAAUCGGCUUCGAAAUAUCGACGCAAUUGGGCAAACAUGGAGCCUCCGUCGCUCUUAUGGGUCGCCGCAAACAAGUCCUUCAUUCCGCUGUCUCCGUUCUUCAAUCACUCGCCAUCCCUGCGAUAGGGUUUGAGGGGGAUGUGAGGAAGCAAGAGGAUGCGGCCAGAGUGGUGGAAUCGACAUUCAAGCAUUUUGGCAGAAUCGACAUUCUCAUCAAUGCCGCUGCAGGCAACUUUCUCGCUUCCGCAGAGGAUCUCUCCCCAAACGGCUUUCGAACUGUUUUGGACAUUGAUUCUGUUGGCACAUUCACAAUGUGCCGUGAAGCACUUAAAUAUCUCAAGAAAGGGGGAGAAGGAAGAAGCUCUUCUGGUGGGGGAACAAUAAUAAACAUUAGUGCUACCUUACAUUAUACAGCUUCUUGGUAUCAGAUUCACGUGUCCGCAGCAAAGGCAGCUGUUGAUGCCACUACUAGAAGCUUGGCACUAGAAUGGGGAACGGACUAUGACAUUAGAGUCAAUGGGAUUGCACCAGGUCCAAUAAGUGACACUCCUGGCAUGAGUAAAUUGGCUCCGGAUGAAAUAAGUAGCAAAGACAGAGAUCAUAUGCCUCUAUAUAAACUUGGGGAGAAAUGGGAUAUUGCCAUGGCAGCUGUUUACCUAGUAUCAGAUGCAGUGCCUGCCAUUCAAAUGUCGUAUUUUGUGAGGUCUGGAAGUGAAAUCCCAAGAUGUUUAGGUGCAAAAUCAUUAUGUAAUUGGGAAGUCGGGUUUUUCUGUGCAUUAUUUCUUAUUCUUCAUACUCCUAUAUGCUCCACCACAAGUAUAAACCGUUCAUCUUUAUACAAACAGUAUCCAUUUGUUUGCAUUAUUUAAGGAGAAUGCUAACCAAGGAAUGCUGAGUGGAAACCUUUUAUAACUGUAACACUUAUUGUUACCAAUGCACAUCUGCCGUAAUUUUUAAUAAAAGAUUAAUUGAUUCUCUGAUAAAUGUUCUUGGGAUAUUCAUUAGUACAACCCUUUUAGUAAUAUCUGUUUAUACUUUGUUGCAUUUUUAUUCUAUUUCUUUUAUGAUUUGCAUACAUACAAUUUAUGAUAAGGAAUAUCUGUGCUGUUCUUAUUGAAAAUUUCUUUUAUGUUAUGUAGUCUUUGCUGCUAGCAGACUCUUCCUAUGGUAGAUUUGAUGGAAACUAGUUUUUCUAGCUUACACUCGCUGCACUUUGUUUCUAUGUAAUUUAUGCUUUUCCAGAAUAAAAUGCUCUUCUUUUGUGAUCUCUAAGAUUUACUAAUCUAUUCUUUAACCUUCUACCUGAGCUCAGUAGGGGGCCUAUUGCUUGAAGAUAUAUCCAUGCACACUUUCUGUGCCCAUCCCAACCCUUAUUGCACGAAUAUGUGACCCUUGAUAUCUUGGCUCUAUUGUUGCCACCCUUUGGCUAGAUAAAUUGUCCAGCAGAACUCAAGCGUGCAUUACUUUUCUUUUACAUCAAAUUUUUAUGGAAUAUGCUAUAAUUAUUUUGUAAAAAAUGACCGCACUUAAUUUUAGGAAAAAAAAAUCUUUUGGUAUGAAAAACACCAUGAAAUAUUGAUUAUUCUUGACUCAGUAAGAUUUUUCAUUCAGAAUGCAUUAUUUAUUUUCUGAAUUUCCAUCAUAGAUUAUGGUUAAAUCAACUAUAGAGACACUCGAUAGUCAUGUAAUCAUAUUUUCAUCUGUUUAUAGAACUUAAUUCGUUUUUAAGGUUGUUUAUAAAUGUUCCUUCCCAUAUACUCGUUACUUCUAUGCCAUCAUAUUAUUAUAUCAUAUUAAUAACCUUUGUUAAAAUAUUUCGAAUAAGUACCCUUUCCUUUCACUUUUUUUUUUUUUAAAAAAAUUAUAUUUUUACUCAUAAUUUGUUACCAUCUCAUUACACUGGAAAAAAUAUUUAUUUAGAGACUGUUAAAUUGUUGGAAUGGGGACAACGUUAACUCUAGAUACUUGUAUCAGUCAUCAUCUUGUUCGUUUCUUUUUUUCUUCUUUUGUCUUCGGAACCUUAAAGCAUUUCUGCAAAUUUGUGAAGGAAAAUACAUUAAUGGUGACACUAUCAAAGUUGACGGAGGACUUUGGCUGAGCCGGCCUCGACAUUUACCCAAAGAGGCAGUAAAGCAGGUAUCGCGGGCAGUAGAAAAGAGAUCCAGGAAUGAACCAGUUGGUGUUCCAAAAAGCAAGCUGUGAGCAGCAGUUGGUGCUUGGAACUUAAGCAAAUUCCGCAGUAGCUUUGAACUUGAUAUGUGGGUUGGUGAAUAAACAAAUCCAUCUCAAUGAAAGGUGAGUGCAUGCGAUGCACAUUGCUCAAUGGGUAUUGUAAAAGAACCAUCCAUCGCCAUGGUACGAACUUGAAUUGGGUCGUCAGAUAUUUAUGACGAGGACAAAAACACGUUUUGUAUAUCUCGUUGUGAUUUCUUUGAAACCUGUUGUGUAGAAAAUUAUUAUUGGCCAAUUCCAUGAUAUAAUUGGUACU
Abrus precatorius (Indian licorice) is the source of this 2651-nucleotide messenger RNA. RefSeq names its product peroxisomal 2,4-dienoyl-CoA reductase. NCBI's taxonomy places the organism in Eukaryota, Viridiplantae, Streptophyta, Magnoliopsida, Fabales, Fabaceae. Gene Ontology annotation, biological process: fatty acid catabolic process. The transcript has 5 exons. The coding region runs from base 91 to 1032 and encodes 313 amino acids. The record is from RefSeq and is a predicted model, not a curated record. Gene Ontology annotation, molecular function: 2,4-dienoyl-CoA reductase (NADPH) activity.